Athene cunicularia (burrowing owl) is the source of this 3465-nucleotide messenger RNA. RefSeq names its product netrin G1 (gene NTNG1). The coding region runs from base 902 to 2479 and encodes 525 amino acids. The transcript has 9 exons. Gene Ontology annotation, molecular function: cell-cell adhesion mediator activity. Lineage: Eukaryota; Metazoa; Chordata; Aves; Strigiformes; Strigidae. The record is from RefSeq and is a predicted model, not a curated record.
GACGGCUCCCUCCCUCCCUCCCUCCCUCCCUCCCUCGCAUCGGAAACCGCAGGCGGCUGCUCUCGCCGUUCACACGCACAAAACCCCUAAAGAAACCGCACAUGGCAAUGAGCAGCGCGGAGCGGCUAAACCCGAUAAAACAGAUGCUUUCCUACUCUCAAAGUUGGUGCGUGUGCAUUUUUGGCCUCUGCUGAAUAGACUUUUAUUGUUCUGCAAUCAACUUUUCGAUAUUCCGGAUCCGAUGUGCUAGGAGCCAGCCUUACUUCUGCGGAGAUGUUAGCAGAGACAGUGAGUGAAAGAAACGGUGGAGAUGCUUUUGAGGAGGGAAUAAAUCACUGUCUUGCCUAAGGACAAUGCGGUUGAGGAUGAGAAGCUGUGGCCUGGGCAGCCAGUCGGAGGGAAGAAAACCACAGUAGAACCUUGCCCGUCUUGUUUUCUGGGUGAUGGUGCCAGAAGAGAAGAAUAAUUGAUGGGAAACAGACACGAGCCUGUAGACACUCAUCCUUUUGCUUCGGAUACUGAUUCAUCAGGGCAUCUGGGCAUCCCCUGUGAGCCCUGAACACGGAGGAUCACUCAGGGUUAUCGACAGUGUAGCUGAAGACCUGCAACUUCACAAAUUAUUUUCUGCUAUUGGACAUCUUUUACAAGAAGCCCUGACAAAUUAGUUAAAAGAUAAAGGACGAGUACUGCAUUGCUGUGAAAGUCUGUCAUCGGGGUCUGGGUGGCUUCUACCAAAGUCUUCAACUUAGUGAAACAAGCACCCUGUCCUAAUGCUUCACGUUUGACUUGGAACCUGUUUUAUAAAAUAUAUACAUGUAUAUGUAUGUAUAUUUAUAAUCUGUAGACUGCACGUACACCAGUACUGAGAAUCCUUACGAAGGUGACAUAAAAGGAUUUAGAAAUGUAUUUGUCAAGAUUCCUGUCACUUCACGCCCUCUGGGUUACCGUAUCCUCUGUGAUGCAGCACUACCCUUCUGUGUGGGGACACUAUGACGUGUGUAAGACUCAGAUUUACACAGAAGAAGGAAAAGUAUGGGAUUACAUGGCCUGCCAGCCAGAAGCCAGAGACAUGAUCAAAUACGUAAAAGUGACUUUGGAUCCCCCAGACAUAACGUGUGGAGAUCCUCCUGAGACUUUCUGUGCAAUGGGGAAUCCCUACAUGUGCAAUAAUGAAUGUGAUGCGAAUACCCAAGAACUGGCUCAUCCUCCAGAACUGAUGUUCGAUCUUGAAGGAAGACAUCCCUCCACAUUUUGGCAGUCCACGACUUGGAAGGAUUAUCCAAAGCCCCUUCAUGUUAAUAUUACACUCUCCUGGAACAAAACCAUUGAGCUUACAGAUAACAUAGUUAUCACUUUUGAAUCUGGCCGUCCAGACCAAAUGAUCCUGGAGAAGUCACUCGACUAUGGACGAACAUGGCAGCCCUACCAGUACUAUGCCACGGACUGCUUAGAUGCUUUCCACAUGGAUCCAAAAUCAGUGAGGGAUUUAUCACAGCACACAGUCCUAGAAAUCAUUUGCACAGAGGAAUACUCUACUGGGUACAUGACAAAUAGUAAAAUAAUCCACUUUGAAAUCAAAGAUAGAUUUGCUUUUUUUGCUGGACCUCGGCUUCAUAACAUGGCUUCUCUUUAUGGCCAGCUUGACACAACCAAGAAGUUAAGAGAUUUCUUUACCAUCACAGAUCUGAGGAUAAGACUGCUUAGGCCAGCAACUGGAGAAAUAUAUGUAGAUGAGCAGCACCUGGCACGCUACUUUUAUGCAAUUUCAGACAUAAGGGUAUAUGGAAGGUGUAAGUGCAACCUUCACGCUACUGGCUGUAAAGAAGAAAACAAAAGACUACUCUGUGAAUGUGAGCAUAACACAACUGGCCCAGACUGUGGAAAAUGCAAGAAGAAUUACCAGGGCCGACCUUGGAGCCCUGGUUCUUAUCUGCCUAUACCUAAGGGCACUGCUAAUAUCUGUAUACCCAGUAUUUCCAGUAUUGGUAAUCCUCCAAAGUUUGAUAGGAUAUGGCCGAAUAUUUCUUCCCUUGAGGUUUCUAAACCAAACCAAGUUGCUCCCAAAUUAUCUAUGUCAACUGUUUCUUCUGUUCAAGUUGCAAACCACAAGAGAGACUGUUAUUGUAACCCUUUUGGUUCAGUCCAUGAUCGCUGUAAUGACAGAGGAUUUUGUGAGUGUAAGGAGGGAACAUCAGGGCCUAAAUGUGAUAAAUGUCUGCCGGGAUAUAUCUGGCACAGCUUGGGCUGUCAACCAAAUGUAUGUGACAAUGAACUACUGCACUGCCAGAAUGGAGGAACAUGCAUCAACAAUGUGCGAUGCCAGUGCCCUCCGGCUUACACUGGCAUUUUAUGUGAGAAGCUGAAGUGUGAAAGGGAUCCAGGAGGCUGCAGCCAAAACUCCGGCCAGGGGGCAAUAUCACACAGGCCACUAUUACUGCUGACUGCUCUGCUAGGAGCAACCGGACUCUGCAUAUGCUAGACUCCGUAUGGUUGAUGGCAUCACAUUCAAACUGCUUCAAACGAAUGUGCCACAUGAAAACAAAACUAAAUUCAAUUUAAAAAGGAAACAAGAGAAAAAAUAACCACAUACAACUAAGAAGGCCUAACUGAACUAAGCCAUAUUAAUCAGUUAUGGACAGGGCUCUGAGUCAAGACUGUUCACUUCUGACUCAAGACAAGUUGACAGCUGCCUAUUCUGUCAAAUCAAUGCUAGCUGCAAAGCUUACGCAGGACUGAAAUGGCUUUGACAGCCCCCAGAUUGGGAAGAGAAUUUAAAAAACAUUUGCUACUCCUAUAUGGUGCGCUACUGUACCUCCACCCGGUGUGUGGACCGACCAAAUAAAGGCAUUCUUUGCUGUCAGUGCAUUGUGGGUAUAAGGAAAUCUGUAAAAGCUGCCAUAUUGGCCUGCUUCAGUCCCCAAAUCCUUUCCAACCUGUGCUUUAGUGAACGUUGCUCUGUAACCCUUGUUGGUUGAAAGAUUUCUUUGUCUGAUGUUAGUGAUGCACAUGUGUAACAGCCCCCUCAAUAAAACUCAAGCCAGUCAUAUCCUUGUAUACCUUAGCAGCACUGCAUCAGUAAGAUGCUGUGUUCACCUACUGUACAAGAGUGGCUAUAGGACAAAAAGUGUAUUUAUCCUUUUGUAUUCAAAUGAAGUUAUUUUUCUUGAAAUAAUGUACAAUGUAGAUUUUUUGUAUUAUUGCCUAUUUGUGUUACCAGACAAUUUGUUAAUGUAUUUAAUUCUAAUCAGAUAAGAGAAAAAUAUUACUUUUAUUUAGUCCUUUUCUUUUUCUUUUCAUUUAAUUGUGCAGAGAUUUCUCUGUAUGGGCAACGUGCUGGCAUCAAAGAAUAUCAGUUUACAUAUAUAACAAGUGUAAUAAGAUUCCACCAAAGGACAUUCUAAAUGUUUUCUUGUUGCUUUAACACUGGAAGAUUUCAAAGAAUAAAAAUUCCUGCAUAAACAGUUC